AUGCCCCGUCCUGGGAAGAACUCAUACAGUGACCAGAAGCCCCCUUACUCCUACAUAUCACUGACAGCGAUGGCUAUCCAGAACUCAACCGAAAAGAUGCUGCCCCUGAGUGACAUUUAUAAGUUCAUCAUGGACCGGUUUCCUUAUUAUCGAGAGAACACCCAGAGGUGGCAGAAUUCCCUGCGACACAACCUCUCGUUCAACGACUGCUUCAUCAAGAUCCCUCGGCGGCCUGAUCAACCCGGGAAAGGCAGUUUCUGGGCUCUGCACCCGGACUGCGGUGACAUGUUCGAGAAUGGCAGCUUUCUGCGGAGACGGAAGCGCUUCAAGGUUCUGCGCGCCGAGCACAUGGCCUGCAAGAGCUCCCCGAUGAUGCAUUACUUUCACCACCACCACCACCACCACCCGGGCGGCAAGCUGGGCUCAGCGUCCGGCCACCACGAGCACUCAGCCGGGCCAGCGAGCACCGUGGGUCGGCUGCCUCACUUUCAGGGUUACGGGGGCAUUGCCUGCGCGCAGCCCGGCGGGUUUAAACACCCGUUCGCCAUCGAGAACAUAAUCGGACGGGACUACAAAGGUGUGAUGGCCAGCGGGCUCCCCCUCACCUCUGUCAUGCACCACCUGGGUUACCCGGUGCCUCCACAGCUCAGCAGCGUGGUCAACUCCAUGUGGCCGCACGUCGGGAUGCUGUCAGAGUCCAUGGGUGGCGUGUCCAUGCCCGCUUCAUCCGAGUACGCGCCCUUCAGCGUGUCAGCAAAGGGCCUGUACCACAACGCCAACGGGCAAACCAUGCCCGCCGUUCCCGUGCCAAUAAAACCCACCCCGUCCCUGGGUCCCGUGCCAGGCUUGACCGGGCUGCAGUCCGGCCCGGCACAGCUCUGCUCACCGACCUCAGCAAUGGAGAAGAGCGAUCUGCUGGAGGGGAAAGGCAGCCACUUACACCCGGCUCUCCUGCUGUCCUAA
Messenger RNA from Pleuronectes platessa (European plaice), 963 nucleotides. RefSeq names its product forkhead box B2 (gene foxb2). Bases 1 to 963 code for a protein of 320 amino acids. The transcript has a single exon. Gene Ontology annotation, biological process: cell differentiation; anatomical structure morphogenesis; regulation of transcription by RNA polymerase II. Gene Ontology annotation, molecular function: DNA-binding transcription factor activity, RNA polymerase II-specific; RNA polymerase II cis-regulatory region sequence-specific DNA binding. Lineage: Eukaryota; Metazoa; Chordata; Actinopteri; Pleuronectiformes; Pleuronectidae. The record is from RefSeq and is a predicted model, not a curated record.